UGGGCUAGUAUUUGUUUUUGUUUCUUAAAUUAUGGAAUACACCUACACAGACUUCUUCAUCGGUUACCGACGUUUCUCUAAAUUAAGUUUCUGUUUCAGCUUUUCAGAUACUCAUUCAUAUCACGUGAUUUGUGAGAAGUGAAACCAAAUAUAAUAUUGCAAAAGAAGGCAGAGCCUCUGGUUUUUGCAGCCUUUAAAUCUUAAAAGAACGACCUGCAAACAGCUCUGGAAGGAACACAGCAGACGGGACAGAGGCAAGCGAGUUAUCUUUUCAAAAGAAGCUGAAACUCAAAUUUUUAAAGAAAAAAAAUGUACGAGUUAGAAAAGGCGAAUUUAAAACGAUGUGGCGCUUAUAUUGUCAAUAUCUUGCGCCCUUCUUACAUCAAAGGAUUCAUGACAACCUACCUGCCUCCAGUGACUGUGCAGGAAAUUCUUUCUCAAGAAUUAAGAUCAGUAACCCUUGCUGCUGAAUUGCUCCUACAACAUAUUCUGACUCUAGAUGAGAAUGGAUGGUUUCAGGAAUUUUUGGAUGUACUGGAAUCACAAGGUUACAUUGGACUUAAUGAAGCAAUCAAGAAAUGGGACUUCGAACAAAUUGAAAAACUGGAACCUUUCAAGAAGAUUUUGGAGUUAAUUGAGCCAUCUUUCAUUAAGAAUGUAAAGGCAGUCGAAAUUAUAAUAUAUAUGAGAGAGUGUCUGUUUGACCAGGACUGUGAAGAGAUUCAAAGGCUUUCUAAUAUUGCUGGAGCCCAAAAACUGGUUGAAUGUUUAAAGAGGACAGACAAAAUAAACAGUUUCAAGCUAUUGAAAUUGGCAUUGGAGGAAUGCAAUUGUGAUAUUGUACUGGAUUUAUUGUACCCAGAAGACACAGGGGACAAAAAAAAAGUGAAAGACCAGGAGGGGAAUGGCACUGAAUCUUCAUUCCGGAUUGAAAUCAGAGAAGAGGCAGAAGAGAACAAUUUAAGUGAAAACCAUUGUAAAGCUUCAGGAGCACAUGAUGUAGAACACACUGCUGAAUGUGCUGGCAAAAAACUGAGAAAAUAUCAAGAAGAACUGGCUGGUCCAGCUUUCAGAGGCGAGAACACUAUCAUCUGUGCUCCAACAGGCUGUGGGAAAACAAUUGUAGCCCUUGCUAUCUGUGACCAUCAUCUCAAGAAUAAAAAAGAAGGGCAGAAACGCAAGAUUGCCUUCAUGGCCACGCGGGUGGAGGUUUAUGAACAGCAGUAUUCCCUGUUCCAACAACAUUUUGCAGAUGAAGAUGUAAGUGUUACAGGUCUCUGUGGAGAAUCAGCAGAAGGAGUUCCUGUGGGAAUGUAUAUAGAAACAAACGACAUAAUUGUGCUGACACCUCAGAUUCUUGUGAAUGCCCUCAAGUGCGGAACUAUAGCUUCACUUUCCAUCUUUAGUUUGCUGAUAUUCGAUGAAUGCCAUAACACGACUGGAAAACAUCCCUACAAUGUUCUAAUGACAAUGUACCUGGACAGCAAACUCGGUAACAACAAUGAGCUUCUGCCUCAGAUUGUUGGGUUAACUGCUUCAGUUGGAGUUGGCAGUUUCAAGAAUGAAAGAGAUGCAGAGAAUAACAUUUGCCAGCUUUGUGCUUUCAUGGACGUGAGGGUCAUUUCAACUGUUAUUGAAAACAAGGAGGAACUGAAAUCUCACAUCCACGUUCCUGAAAAACAAUUCUUCUUUGUUGAAAAGCGCUCAGGAGAUCCAUUUACUAUGACCAUUUAUGGAAUAAUGAGUAAGAUUGAAGAGCUGGCAAAAGAAGUCUACAAUAUAGAUUCUCUAUCAAACAUUAAAAAUAGGGAUUACGGAUCACAGAAAUAUGAACAGUGGAUAGUAGAUGUGCAAAAAAAAUGCAGAACACUGCAACUGGAGGAUAAGCAGAAGGAAAGUCAGUUAUGCAGAGAGCUUUUCAACUACACUGAACAUUUACGGAAAUACAAUGAUGCGCUCAUUAUCAAUGAAGAUGCACGCACCAAAGAUGCGCUGGAUUAUUUGGAUACAUUUUCUGCAGACGUUAGAAAUGCAGGAUUUGACAAAACAGAGCAGCUGCUCACACAGAUUUUUGAAGAUAAUUACCAGCAGUUGCAUCAGUUGUCAACAGAGGAGUCCCGUGAGAAUCCCAAGCUCAAGGAGCUGAAGUACAUCUUGGAUGAGGAAUACAGGAACAAUGAGCAGACCAGGACCGUGCUCUUUGUCCGGACCAGAGCCCUGGCUGAGGCCUUGAAAAACUGGGUUGAAGAAAACCCUUCUCUUGCACACUUAAAGCCAGGCGUGUUGAUUGGUCGUGGGAAGAGGUCUCAGCAAACAGGAAUGACACUGCCAUCUAAGAAAGGGCUGUUGGAGUCAUUUAAAAAAAAUGAUCAAAGUAAAAUAUUAAUCGCAACAUCAGUUGCUGAUGAAGGGAUUGACAUUCCUCAAUGUAACCUUGUGCUGCUGUAUGAGUAUGUUGGCAAUGUGGUUAAGAUGAUCCAAGUAAGAGGUCGUGGAAGAGCUCAGGGCAGCAAGUGCAUCCUUGUUUCCAGCAAGAAAGAGCAAAUUGAGAAAGAAAAGUUAAAUAUGCUUCGUGAAAAAAUUGUUGAUCAAGCUAUCAUUAAUUUACAGCUGCCCGGAAACACUAUGCUUACCAAGAUUGAAGUUUUACAAAGGGAAGACAAGAAUGUGAGGGACUAUAAUAGAUUAACUCUGCAAAGGGUCAGAACAGAUGACUGCUUUCGGCUUCUUUGCUCAAAAUGCAAGAGCCCUGCUUGUUUCACGGACAGCAUAAGAGUUUUACAGGAGUCACACCAUGUUGUCUUGGAUAAUGCAUUUUCGGAGUGCUACAUUACAAAGCCCCAUGGAAAACCCAGAAGUUAUGGUGGGUUUCAGAAAAAGCUCAAGAUGUUUUGCAAAACAUGUGAGCACGACUGGGGAAUAAUAGCCUCCUACAUGACCAUCGAACACCUGCCAGUCAUCAAAAUAGACAGCUUUGUGGCUGAGAACUGUGUGACCAAGGAACAGCAUUACUUCAGAAAAUGGAGAGAUGUGAUCUUUACCAUGAAACAGUUUGAUAUAGCAGAAAUGCAUGCUAGACUUCAUGCACUGCAGGAAUAAACAACCUUCCAAGGUAAUUUUAAUCCAGAAAUCAAGAAUCAUGGCUUUUAAUACAAGUAAUGAAAUAAUCAUAAUGCUGUUUUCUUUUUGCCGUAUUUUAUGGUCUUAGUCUUUUUAGAUGCAUAUUUAAACUCGUAUUCAACUGCUAAAAAAAAAAAAAAAAACUAGCUGCUUAUAAAGUGUGGCUUAGUAUUGACUUAGGGUCUUGUGAAAUACUAUUAAGAUAUAUUAACUUCCAGAAUUAACUAACAUUAAAAUGCAAUAUUUUUUAUGAGGUGGUUUAGAAAGGUGAUUUUGGUGCUUGAUGUUAGAGUGAUUUUGUGAAUGUUUCCUACAGUGUGAGGACUUGUGUUCAUUGUAUUGCAUAAAGUUAAAUGUACAUUUUACUUUAAAAUCAAACAUUUUCUUUUGUUAUUUCAUAUUGCACAUUUUUCUUGUGUAUUAUGUAAUACUGUAAAAUGCAAAAAUUAAAUGCUAUACAAAUCUAAUGUUACUGGACUGGAGGACUGAAGAACUUGUGCCACACACAACUUGCUAAUACUCUCCUUUGCUAGAGUAUUCUACAGGAGUUAACACUGAACAACACACCGGGUGAGAUAUUUUGUACUGAAGCUAAAUCAUUUUUUACCCCUUUCCACAAUGCCACAUGUUGUGAUAUGCCCAGAGUAUGGGCAUAACUGUGUACCAGGCUGGUUUUUGAAGGAAAGAAAUGUGAAUUAAUUCAAUGCCCGCAAAUGCUGACAUGUAUUCAUUUUAUUUUUGUAACAUGACAAAAACAAACAUUCAUUAAGGCUUUUAGUUAAAAAAAAAAUAAACACAUGGUUGUAAAAUAUGUUAAGUCAAGUUAAUACAGCAUGAACUAUAGUAAGGGACAUAUUUAAAAUAAACAUUUAAAACAUUAGCCAUAAAUUAAACCAUGUUAGUUCACUUAUCUAGAAAAUAUAGCUAGUCUUAUGUAAUAAAUUAUUUACACCUGCUUGCGUAAAUGUUCAGUAAAGGCAGUUUUAGUCAGUGUAGAUCUGGGACGUGCAGACAGAACACACUUACAUUCUCUGGUGUGUGAAGAUCUACUGUCAGUGGUGUCAUGAUUGCAAACCAGAAAAUGCCCUACCCCAUCAGGGAGAGGACAAUAUUUCAGUUAAAAAGGCUGCUUUAAAAAGUUUCAUAUGUGCUAGUGUAUGCUUUUGUACAUUUAAGCUGACACAGGACUUUUUAAAAUAUUGAAUCAAACAUGUAUAAUUCUUUAGAAAACACAGUCCAAAAUAAAUUUAAAAAAAAACACAAAAACAAAAUUAAACUGCCAUAAGUAGUAAUAAUGCUUAAGUAAAUAUUGUGUCCCAUCCAUGACUGCAUUCUGCAAUUUAUAAUAUCUGAAUCUCACUGUUGCAAGUUAAUAUCUGUCAUAAUUGCCAAUAUACCAGCUUUGACAGACAAAUUUUAGAUGCUUGUUAGUGUGCGAACCUGAGUGACGUUUUUCAGCAGUGGCUGUGUUCCAAAACAUCUACAAAGCUUUUGUAAAAGGUGCAGCUGUUUCUGAUUCUGAUCAUUUUUCUGAUGCUUCAAUGGAGACAAGAGUCUCAAAUAGACAUACAGACCAUUCUGAAAAAUAUUGUUGUAAUUCUGAAGUGAUUUAGAGCAGGGCUUGAAUUCUAACAAAUUAACAAAGGGAACUCCACAAAUCUAAUGAAGGAUGCACUUAUUCAAGGUUGUUGGCCAAACUUUUCAAAAACAUAGAGGCAUUAAUUGGCACACAAUUUCUUGCAUUAUUUAGGCAGGGAAAGACCUUUGAACAGCAAAGACUGGGCAGCAUUAUAGGCUUCCUUUGUGUGUAGACCUGGGUGAUCAACCAUGGCUGUGAAGACACAUAUCUGACAGCAGAGAAGAGAGUGAGGUCUUGGCAUUGUCAUUCCUCUCUGUUGCAACUUUAAGGAAAAGUUUGACAAUUCUUCAAGGGCAUCAUACAUACGUCCUACAUUUUGAAUAAAACUUACUGGAGAUCCUGAUUGCUAGGCCUACUAAGUACAUGUUUCUCUCAGAACUACAGUGACUUGCAGCUUUUGAUGCUUCUGUGAAAUGUUUGUACAAUGCAUCAUAUUGCAUCCAAACAGCCUUUACUGUCCUAAAACUGGAAGCAGCCCACCAGGUACUCAGGACUGCCAACAUUCAAGCACUGGAUUGAUGAAGCUUCACAACAUAAUGCUAACUCACGUUUAAUACCUUGUCAAAAAAUAUCUGAAAGUGAUUAAUUCCUGUCACGUCAUCAACAGUGUCUCCAACACUUAAUUUCAAAUGAUGGUUCAUACAAUUCCAAAGUAAAACUUUUGGAGAUUUUUUUUUCUGAGAAACCAUGACGGGAAACAGUUGAAAGUAAUGCUUUAUAUGUUGUUUCUGCAUUAGUAGCAGCAAGUUCAACUAAAUCUAGGAAGAAUGUUACAGGUUCUUCUGAAUCACAAAGACAUGUCCUAAAUGAAGAUGAUUAAAACAGACUUUUUACUGACUGUAGUAGAUUCAUCAAUCAGAACUGCCAAUUUGGAUUCACUGUCUAUAACAGUUGCCACAAGCUUUUUCCUUAUUUCACUGGCAAUAUGAUGAGAAAUACAAGCAAUGAAAGACUUCAUUUCCCAGUGUCCCUCUUAGAAUGCAAGGUACAUCCCAUGUCAAGACCAUUUAGAACUUGCAAAUCAAUGUCAGUAGGCAGAUCAGUAAAUUGCCAACCUGAUUUUGCUAUCGUGUAAACAGUCUGAAACACUUUAUCUGAUAUUUCAAACUGAUCUUUUUUCAUUUCAGCAGUGCAAUUUUCAAUUUGCUUUUCUUUGGCCUGUCGCAUAAUUCUCUCAGCUUCCUUAUGUGACAUAUAAUUCUUCUGUUUAAAUAUUAUUUUCCUCAAAGACAGCUGCUGACUAUCUUUGGUGUUUCCAUAAUGCACACUGGUAACCAUUGGUCAUUGUAACAUUUUACCAACAAAAACUAAACUGAAAUGUUAAAUUGUAAGAUUUUACCACGUGCAAAAAUACAGAACAAUUUUACCCUUUUUGGCUUUCCAAAAACAGAGCACAAUAAUGUAUUUUUUUCACGGUUAUCACGGAUUUCUGUUAAAUGUACCCAUUCCCGUGUAAUAUGUAGUUCUCCAUUUCUGAAAGAAUAGUGUAAAUAUACAUUAGAUUUUAUAACUUAAAUAUAAAUACAGCAAACGUUACUGACGCAUUGCCUGGUACACUGCAUUUAGGAACUGCAUAGAGCUGCAUCAUUUCUUUAAAAUGUCUAAAAUGAAAAAGACACCAGCAUUAACUAUUUUUUAGAUAAGCAUUUCCGUAUUUAGAAAAAGUUGUUAUAUAAUAACUCUAGAGAAAAAUAAAAGUGACAACACUAUUUCUUUCUGCUUUAAUACAUACUACGUUUAAUCGUGAAAUAUCUUGAAAUAAGCCAUUAAAAAAUACAGGCCUAAUAAUGGCAUUGUGAUGGGGUGCCAGCUCGCCCCUAUAAAUAUGUGUUUGUUGUUAUUGUUAGUUUUACUGUUUUCAUUAUGUUUUUGUGAUUCUUGGUUUGUUUUGGAUUGGCAGGGAGGGGGUUAAAUUCCUCCCUGCAAAAUACAUGUGAGAAUGUGGCUGGAGCCUCAAGUGUUUAAUUGUUAAUUAUUAGUUAAUUGGGCUCCAGCCACAGACUAUAAAAGGGCAGCUGAAACCCUUUGCUAGAGAGAGGAGUUUUUGGGUGAGUUUUGUUUGUUGGUGUGCUGUGCUGUUUAAUUUUGGAAAAAGAAACUGUAGUGAAGGCGAAUGCCCAGCCUACAUUUCUGUAUUUUGUUUGAACCUUUUUGUUGGCCCUUGUGCCUGUUUAUUUGAUUAUUUUUGUUUAAUAAAGAUCAUUAUUUUGCCCCUU
Molecule: messenger RNA, 6975 nt
Organism: Acipenser ruthenus (sterlet)
Lineage: Eukaryota; Metazoa; Chordata; Actinopteri; Acipenseriformes; Acipenseridae
Gene: rigi
Product: RNA sensor RIG-I
Exons: 18
Coding region: 310-3099 (929 amino acids)
Cellular component (GO): cytoplasm
Molecular function (GO): single-stranded RNA binding; zinc ion binding; double-stranded RNA binding
Source: RefSeq, a predicted model, not a curated record